UGUGUGCAUUCUUCACAGACAGCAACAUCACAAGGACACAGCCGUGUUAAACAUCGCAGCGGUGCAGGAGUUGUGUAACCUCACUAAGACCGACAGUAUAUCUACAUUCACUCAGCCGGGUUGCGCUCAAUCUUUAUUGCUCAGUCCUGCCUCCGUCAUGUCGCUGCUGACCCACGUGCUGGCGUGCCUUUUCGGCAUGGGCUCCUGGGUGGCCAUCAAUGGGAUGUGGGUGGAGCUUCCCCUGGUUGUCCAAGAGAAGGCCCCCGAGGGCUGGCUGCUGCCCUCCUACCUCACCGUCCUCAUCCAGAUGGCAAACGUAGGUCCUCUCUUCAUCACUCUGAUGCACCGCUUCCGGCCAGGCGCGCUGGACGAGCGGCCCGUCAUCUACUCCAUCGUGGGUUUGGGGAUCGUGGCCACCUUCCUUCUGGCGUUCUUCUGGAGGCAGACGGUGAUGGUAGCCGGCUCCCUGCGCAGCGUACCCCUGCUGGCUUUGAGCUUCCUGCUGUCUGUAGUGGACUGCACAUCGUCCGUCACCUUCCUGCCUUUCAUGAUGCGUCUGCGUCCGGAGUAUCUCACUACGUACUUUGCGGGCGAGGGCCUCAGCGGGCUGGUGCCCGCCAUGGUGGCGUUGAUUCAGGGUGUGGGGGUAGCCCACUGCGAAAACACCACUUCAACCGCAAACUCGUCGGCUCCCGACUCCAGCUGGGUGAGCGGCGGCGGGCUGCAAUCCGUCUACCAGCCUGCUAAAUUCUCCGUCGAGGUUUUCUUCGUUUUUCUCAGCGCCAUGAUGGUUGUGUGCCUGGUUGCCUUCAUCCUGCUGAACCUUCACCCGGCCGUGGCUCGCGAGAGGAAGAGCGACCGAUACUUUAGUCCAGAUCUGGAAACGGAGAAGAGGGAUCCAGGCUUCUCUCUGCAUGCCCAAACACCGGAGCAGAAGCCAAUGAUCAGCCCUAGAGAGGCCGCAGGGAAAGAAUCAAGGGGUUCGUUUGGAAAGGGGACAUACAGCAACUUGGAAGUGAUGUUCAUCUUUGCUGUCCUCGCAUGGGUCAACGCUCUGACCAACGCGGUUUUGCCCUCCGUCCAGACGUACUCCUGUCUGCCUUAUGGGAACAAAGCCUACCAUCUGGCUGCCACCAUGGGCGCUGUUGCUAACCCUGUAGCCUGCUUCAUUGCCAUGUUUGCACCAGUGAGGUCUCUCAUCUUUAUGGGGUUUCUGACGGUUUUCGGGACUGGUUUUGGAGCCUACAACAUGGCCAUGGCAGCUAUGAGUCCCUGUCCUCUACUGGUCCACCACACCUCUGGAACCGUUGUCAUUGUGCUGGCCUGGAUCCUGUUCGUCCUCUCCCUCUCUUACGUGAAGGUCAUCAUUGGCGUCAUACUGAGAGACGAGGGGCACAGUGCCCUCGUGUGGUGCGGUGCUGUAGUGCAGCUGGGCUCCAUGCUCGGCGCCGUGUCCAUGUUCCCGCAGGUCAGCGUCUACGGACUUUUCACUUCCGGCGAUCCCUGCAACACUAAGUGUCCGUUGUAGACGAUAAACACGUUUGCGUUAAACACCGAUGUACGACCUUUGGGGUAGAUUGCACUUAAUUUCGUAGCACUCAGCUCAGUUCACUCAUGAGUUUUGACAUAUUCCAUCUAGCUUUGGGAGAGCUGACAGGUUGCAGGUGACUUUUCCCACUCCUCUUUUUAUGUCUGUUGAUUUAUUUCUAUUUAUUGAAGUAUGGAGUGAGUGUUACAAACUGCUCAAGUUACAGCCACAUGGUCAGUGCUCAUCAGACCAAAGAAGACCAAUUCGCUGAGUAUUUUUUAAACAUGUUUGCAAUUCCUCAUCAGUAGAAAGAUUGUUUUACUUGAACUUUUAGUGUGAUGUGAUAGUGUUGUCACUAUUUCUAUAAGAAUAUGUGAAACUUUUAGCUUUAAAAUGUGCCUUGAUGCUAGGUGAUGAAAGAAUCAAGCUGGUUAUUUUGUGUAAAAAGUACAAAGUUGUUUGACUAAACUGAUUUUAUGUUACUGGGAUGUUGAUGCUAUUUUACUUUAAAAAAUAAAAUCUGUUGACAUAUUGCCAAAGAAUAAGUCCUCUCUCUUUCCUCUCAUAUAUGUCAUAAUCUUUAUGGAAAGUGAUUUAUCUUAAAAGCUCAAAAGUCACAGUUUGUCGCUGCCUCUAUGAAUCUUUAUUCACAUUCUGUCCUCACUGCCUGAUCAGAAUCGACUUUAUUUUCCGAUCUUCCUUGACUUUGGUUUUCAAAGUCAACGAAUUCCUUUGACUUUCUUUGACUUUGCUUUUCAAUUAGGUAUAGACAUUAAAUAUAAACUUAAAUAAGAAUAAAGGAACGGUACAUGAAGUUGAGCAGUGGAGCUCCUCCAAAGAUACCUCUGACCUCUUGGCUGCUUCUCCAGUGACUGAUUUCCUUGUCCAACCUGAUCCUUUAGGAUAUGGCCAUAUCUAAACAAAUAUGUUUUCUGUUUAAAUAUCUUUCCAGUUUCAAAUAAUGAAUCAACAGUGCUCUGUGAUUAGUACAAAAGUUGUACCUGUAUUCUACUUUUUGAUGGGCUUUUAUAUAGAAUCUCAGUCUGACACAUAAUUCAUAUUUUUAACAAACCAGUUCAAGGGAUAAGAGCACUUUUGCAAGGCACCGUAAAAUACUAUUUCCUUGUUAGAUGUUUAGAUGCAACAAUUAACCCAGAUUACAAAGUCCUAUUUUUGACAUGACAAAGUUAAAAAUUGAUGUUAUACUUCUUCUAAUUUGUCAAGAAAUUAAACACAAUCAAGUAAAAGACAGUAAAACACUUUGCUAGAAACGUUUUAAAUGUCUAGUGACACGUUUUCAGUACCGAAACAAAAGAAAACCUUGUUAUUUUGUCUACCUGGAAGUGUUUUAAACCACUGACUGUUUAUUAGUUUCCCUUAUAUGAUGUGGCCACAAGGGGGCACAAGACCCAAGUUAAUUUUUGUCAUUUUUGUAUUUUUUUUUUAAAGACUGUUGGCGUCAUUCUCAUUCGUCAACAUCUCUAAUAACGAAAGACUUCCAUGUUUUUCUUGCAGUGAGCUUAAACUCACCGCGGUUUGCUGCCAUCUGCAGUAAACUGACGAAGUCAUGACCAAAACCCUCCCUUGUCGGGUUAUGGUUUUUAAAUACAUUUUUGAUUAUAUUCGGUUCCUGGAGUGUUCAAACUAGAAUGCUGGUGGAAUAUACCAACAUUUUCCAACAACAGUCUGAUGGUGUUAAAAAAACCCACCUGAUUUGAGUUGCUUUUGAACCAUGACUGGAACAUUCAUCAACAUGUUUGUGUAAUGAUCAUUUCAACAAUGGCACUUGACAAAAUGUGAUCUCUGUUGCUGGUUUUCACAACUGUUGAAUGUGUGAUAUGGUUUUACAUUUUUAAGAUGCAAAAACAUCUUUCAUUUAUGAAAUUUACCUAUCAUAGAGCUAACAUUGUUUUAGCCUUGUGAAGGACAUAGAGAUUCAUGGUGUUAGCAUGGAAAAUCAGGAAAAGUUUACUUUUUUUGAGACCUGCACAUCUCUAAAUAUACCAGCAGGUGUCACUGUGUGAUUUAUGUUACUGUUAAGUUAUAUUCGUCACCAAUUUCUGAGGCCAACUCAGCAAUCUUGUCUUAUGAUUGAAGCUGAUGUGUAGCCGCAAUGAUUUGACUUGAGGUGUAAUAAUAGCUACAAUUUUUUUCCACUUUUUUUUUUUUUCAAGAUAAUAUAGAGAUAAUAUAUCUUGACUCAUGAGCCCUGAUCAUAAGUGUCACUCACAAAUCAGGCUUAGGUAAUGAAUCUAUAUUUACAAUGUGCCCUUUUAUUCCUGCUCUUAUUUGGGGGUUUUCCAAAGAUUUGUAGAAACAGCUCAGCUUUAUUUAUAGCUACAGCGUGACGUGUUCCUCUGAGGUGUUAGCCUCGGUCACCAGAGCAGUGUGUGCAUCAUAUCCUCCGCACACUAAAUCAGAACGUAUCUUACCCCGUUUACGUGUCUGUGUCUCUUAGCAGCCCGUGGAGGUAAAUGGGAAUGAGAAUCUCGUGGUCAGUCAGCAACUGAUUCAGAUCCCAGUAGCUCCACAGACAACAUCUGGGGUCAUCAUCUCCUGGUGUCUCAUUCUUGACUUAUUCUUUUUAUCACCACCUGUGGUUUUCGAGGCUUAUGGUGUGCCCUGUGAGAAAGUAGCAUGUCAGUUUGAAAGGCCUGAAAAUCGAGACAGGGUUUUAAAAAACAAAAAGAACUCUUGAAGUCUUUUUAAUGAGAUUUAGAAAGAUGGAGUCUGCUUAUUUUGAAACCCUCAUCGAUUUGGGUCACUUCUGCGAGACGGAGGGAGAAAAAUAGCCGUGCGGUUUCUCCUUAUCUUUUUGGCUUGGCCUCUCUUGCAGCUAGUAUGACAUCUCCUUUUCCGCCGAGCUCCUUGUCUUCCUCUAUUCAAGCAUAUGGCAGACUUUGCGACCGUAAUUUGAAUUUAAAACACAUGGGGGGGAAAUCCUAGCCCGUGCUGCUCUUUAAUGGGCCGUCAUGGGAUUGGAGAAUGCGGGGAAUGAUUGAAUUUUGCGAGAAGGCCAAGAACGAUCAAGUCUCGCCUGCUGUUAUGCAAUCGACCAUUCCCCUCUUCCAACGCGACGUCUGGUAAAACCUCGUGGAGUAAGAGGAGGAGGAGGAGGAGGAGGAGUGGGUGGAAGAGGGGGGUUAUUGCUGGAAAUCUCAACGUCUGGACCAAAAGAGAGAAAAACAGUUUCUUUUUUUUUGUCUACUAAAUGACUCAAGGCCUCAUAAAAAGAAAGUCAGCUAUCAUGUGUAAAAAAGCCAAAUAAGAUCUGAUCCACCACAUGAAACAGAAAGAUUUUCAACUACAUUGAUUUUAAUGGUACUAAAUGAGUCUUUUUACACUGAACUGCAUGACAUCAAAUAUUUUCUUACAAACGAAAACAUAUGGAUGUCAUAGAAAGCUUGCCAUUCUGGUCUUUUUCUUUGAUUGAGUAAUGCCUACUUUUUCCUGUUACUCUCCACUGGCUUGACUCAUGACAGCUUGAAGAACAAUGUUUAGUUUAAGAAAGGCUUCUUAAGAUCUUUUUUUUUCCCAAGUCAAGUGUUUGACGGACGAGUUAAAGUCGAGGCUAAAGGUUUUGAGGGGAUGAUCCCAAGUCAGAUAUGAAGUAUUCAAGGAAUGAGUUCAAGUAAAGUCUUAAGUCUUCGAUGGCCAGCUCAAAUAUUAACAUAUUUGCACAAAGAGAAAGUCUAAGUUGACUUCCAAAUUCUAGAGGACUAAGUCUGUCAAUUCUCAGCUUUUAGAAAAGCAAAACCAAGCAAAUUCAAAGGCUUUUUUGACGGUCAGGUCAAAUUCAUGUCUCGAGCCAGUAAGUGUCUAGUCCAACCCAAGUCUCAAGUGGGUAAGACGCAAGUACAAGUUGAGUCUCAAGUCUGUGAGGGUCCAAGUCCAGUGUAAGUCUCUAAAUCUUAGUGGAGGAAUUCGAUUCAGUUCUGUUUAUUUAAUUCAAUUCAGUUUAUUCAUACAGCCCCAAUUCACAACACAUCAUAUCAAGGCAUUUUACAAAAAAAGUACAUGUUAUCCAAUCAUGCAUGCAUUCCAAUUGAUACUCAUUAUCAAACAAUGCAGUCAAGUUCAGUUUAUUAAUCAAAUUAAUUAGUUUUCUGUUUAGGGAAAUCAAGCAGACUGCAUGAAGUUAUUGACUUGCAGCAUUCACUCCUCAUAGAUGAGCAUCUAGCUACAGUAGACAAUGACUUGCACUGUGUUGUUGACUUUUCAGUAAUCCCUCAUAUUGAGCACGCAUGUAGCAACAGCAGAAAGGAAAAUCCCCCUUUAACAUUAAGAAAGUUCCAGCAGAACCAGAAGCUGGUGUGAACCUCAAUGUACCCACAAAAAAGAAACAUAGAGGCUUAACAAUGAAAAAAAUACGAGGUAAAGUAGGUAGAUAUUCUUCUAAAAUUCCCCAAAGUCAUGUAAUACAGUGCUCAUUUUUGUAAGAGAUAUUUUUGGUCAAUGAUAUAAAGCUACAAGUAUCCUUAUCAGAUUGUUGUAAAUCAUUAAUACCUCAAAAUCUCUGGUUCACUGGCUAACUGCCUAAUAAAUCGAGCGCACUUUUCACUGAAAAAAAUGCUUGUGAAGUAUUAGAACUGUGGUUUGUAGCUCACACACUGACUUGUUCAAACUCUCAUUACCCAAGAUUGAAAAUGGUUCUUAAGACCAUCAAGUCUUGAGGCUAUAGCAAGACUUACUCUGUAAGUCUUGCUAUAGCCUAACGGCCAUAGCCUCAUUGGCUGUAAGUGAGUCUAGGUCAAGAAUGAAAUCUUCAUGUUUGUGACUGAAGACAGCUGCUGUUCAAGUCUGAGACUUCAGUAAUCAUUUCUGCCACAUCAUCUAAGCUUUCUUGCUCUUUGUGUCUGAUUCCACAUUGGUUAUGGACCCUGUCAGUUAAGCAAAAGAGAUUACUUUUCCCGUUAAGUCCAUUAUAUUCAAAUGGACUGGGCCCUUUUUUUUUCUUCUUAGCAACAAGACAUAAAGUAAUCAAAAGUUAAAAGCAAACACUCAAGGAGGCACUUAGCAAAAAAGAAAAGCUUUUAUGAUAAAACAUUCAUAUACUGUACAGUGUAGGAGACAGGUGAUCUUUGAGAAUGAUAGGGUUGUCUUGUGGUCAGUUUUGCAUAGUAUUAUUCAGGGAGCCUUGUAGAUGAAUUCUCCUAAUGACUCACCCCCUCUCUCCCCUACAUCCACCCAUCAUACAUAAGACAAUCCAGCCAGAACAACUAAUACCUGAGUGUAUGACUUCAAUGGCGUGAAGUAUGCCUUGAAAAGCUGUUGGAUGCUAAAGUACAGCAGUGUUCAUUACUUUGACAGGCUGAUGACAGCACAGACUGGCUGAGUUGCACUUCCACACACACAUUCAAUAUCAGUAGAAUAUUAUUUAAAUGCAGCUCAUUGACAUUAGAAAACAUGUGCUACAGUCAUGAAUGUUGAUAUGGUAUCAUAUUGUUGAGCAUUGACUAUUGAUAAAUCCGUUUAAUGGUUAAGCUACAAUCAACAGGUACUGUGACGGAAUUGCUCAGAGAUGUAUCAGCCAAUGAUUGCUGGGAGACAUUCCAGGCCUCUGCAGUCUUGUACAGGAUUCAAUGAGUUUAAACAAAAUGCAAAUUGUGUAUCAGCCAAUCACUUGGUAACCGAGUGCAUUAAGGCAUAUUGACAUGAUGAAGUUGACUCCCUGGAUACUGAACGGUGAGGCCAGGGCAUUUAAGGAAUUUUGAAAAUGCCAUGUUUGUUGGUACCUAGACUGGCUGGUGACUACUUCAGAAACCUUUAAUGCAUAGCUGUAUUUUGUGUUUAUAGCAAAAGGUUAGGAAGAGAAAAAAUAUCCGGUGAAUAUCAGUUGAGUGGAAGAAAAUGCAUGUCUGAAGCAUUAAAGGAGAAUGCCAAGACUGGUUCAAUAAGAUGGAAAGGCAACAGUAACUCAAAUAAACUUUCAUUAGCAACUAUCCAUAUAUUCAUACCCACUUGUCCUUGCCACGAGCAAGCUGGUGUCUAUCUCCAGUGGUCACUGGGCGACAGUGAGGGUACCUUCUGGACAGACCACCUGUCUGUCACAGGUGAACACAUAGACACUCACACCUCAGGAUAACUUGUAGAACAAUUAUGGUUUUACACUGCAGGAGGAAGCCGGAGUACCCAGAGACAACCCUCCAGGAUUUCCAACACAGAAGCUUUUUGCUACAAGACAACAGUCCUACCAAAUGAUCCACUGUAUAGCCCUUCAGUACAUCUAAAACUAUCUAUGUAAAAUGCCAAAAUUUAGGAUUAAAACCAUGAAGGCAUGGAACCAUCCUUCCUUUUAUCAGCGCUUCGGCCUGGUUUUAGUCACGGUGAAAUUGUUUCAGGAUACUGCCUUGGCUAACUUUGGGGGUUUGAGCUACAGCCUACCUGACUAUUGUUGACAAUAGUUUAUCUGACUAUUGUUGACCAUGGUUUACCUGCCCUCCAUGUUAAGAUGGUCAAAUCAUCUCAAGCACAUUUCUUAAGCACGCCAGUGUCUGAAGUCAAUGGACUUCAACCCAGUGAUUGUGCAGACAGCUAAAACGAGACAAAGAAUUCAGGGAGUUUUGAAGGCAAACCUGGUACCAAUAGAGUGUGCUUAAAAUAGAGGUUGGAGAGUUUACAGUUGACAUUUUCAUGAUGUGUAAAAAUUUAAUAAAUUGUUUUGCUUUUUAUUAUUUAUUUGAGCUAUUGUUUUCCAGGAUGGAGUUACUGUGAGAAUACAACUUUCUGGACAUGCAUUGUUAAAACCAGAACUGACUGGACCUUUAUACACCAACUAAUAAGAAGAUGGUAAUAUUUUUUAGUAAAUUACACAAUAACCACUUCUUCAACCGUCAACAAGCCCCUGGAUUGGUUUUUGGCUGGAUUUUUGCCAUUUCUUUGCAGAGAUUGCAGAUGUAAUUUCCAUUAGCGGAUUCCUUGGCAUCGACCUGGCUUUGAAUCAUGGUCCAGAAACUUUUAGUAGUGCCAGGGUCAGGGCUUGUACUGCCAUUCCAAAAAGGUUUGAUGUUUGUUUCAGUCAAAAUGUUCCAGUGAUGUAGUUAUUGAUUACGGGUGAAGUGGAAGAACUUAGAUGUAGCACAUUGGCAUUGACUCACAGCUAGUACGAUGUUUGGUUUUGGCUAAUUUAUCUCAAUCGUUAUAUUUUCAUAAAAGCAGCUUCAGAUUCCAGCAUAAAGUGCCUUACCAACGCGUCAUGUUAGUAAACGAAAGUUCUAAGACUAGUAAGCCACUACUAGGGAAUAUUAAUUUAGAAAAUGAUCAACAAUAAAACCACUUCAUAAUUUUAUUGUGCAUUUAGUCAUUUUCAUAAGGCCCUCGUGUUCUAUUCCCUCAUACAGCUAUCAGUGGCAUUUAAAACUAGGCUUAAAACUUUCUUUUUUCAUUAAGCUCAUAGUUAGAGUGGCUAAGUUUAGCAAGAGCUGUCUAUGUAGUUAUGCUGCUUAGACUUAGGCAGCUGGAGGGCAUCUUGACCACUUUUUGCUCCACGACAUUCUUCACCCUUUCUCCAGUUCUGGAUUAUUUGCGGUUAUUUCAACUUCUACCUUUUUGUUCUCUCUUUUUCCACAUCAUAGAAGCUACAUUUGAUCUGCUUAUCUGUCUCGCUUUCCUCGAGCGGGGCAAAGACUAAGCUACCCCUGGCAACAACUUAUAACAAUCUGCUCUUGGCCCUGUCCUUUUAGCGGUUUUUUUUUUCCUGACUCUGAGCUUUUGUUGCGACUGACUUUAUGUGCCUCUUUUAUCAUAUAAGCCUUAAAAACCGUCUCAGAGAUGAUCUGUGGACAAAUCCACUAAAUGAGCUACUACUGCCACUAACUUCUUACUUUCUCUAACAUAGAAAGCUUGUCUGGAUCAGUGCUUUCCAGUGCUUUAAUUUGUGUGUAUCUGUGAUCUUAGACGCUCCAGCCAGGUGAAGCAGAUUCACACUGAGCCACGUUCUGCUAGAGGGUUCGUCUUGCUUUUUUAAUUUUUUUUACCAACUUGAAUAAUAUUUAAUUUAAUGACUUUGAUCAAUUGGACUGUAUGUAUGAUUGGAUUGAAAUUGACAUUUUUUGUGACAUGCCUUAAGAUGACAAUGCUGUGAAUUGACACUAUAUUAAUAAAUUGUGUUGAACUGAA
Molecule: messenger RNA, 9646 nt
Organism: Gambusia affinis (western mosquitofish)
Lineage: Eukaryota; Metazoa; Chordata; Actinopteri; Cyprinodontiformes; Poeciliidae
Gene: slc52a3-2b
Product: solute carrier family 52, riboflavin transporter, member 3-B
Exons: 4
Coding region: 158-1528 (456 amino acids)
Biological process (GO): riboflavin transport
Cellular component (GO): plasma membrane
Molecular function (GO): riboflavin transmembrane transporter activity
Source: RefSeq, a predicted model, not a curated record